This is a messenger RNA of Athalia rosae (coleseed sawfly), 6261 nucleotides long. It is a transcript of the gene ari-1, whose product is annotated as E3 ubiquitin-protein ligase ariadne-1. The transcript has 7 exons. Bases 1521 to 3053 code for a protein of 510 amino acids. Gene Ontology annotation, molecular function: ubiquitin protein ligase activity; ubiquitin conjugating enzyme binding; zinc ion binding. Gene Ontology annotation, biological process: protein polyubiquitination; ubiquitin-dependent protein catabolic process; positive regulation of proteasomal ubiquitin-dependent protein catabolic process. NCBI's taxonomy places the organism in Eukaryota, Metazoa, Arthropoda, Insecta, Hymenoptera, Athaliidae. Gene Ontology annotation, cellular component: nucleus; ubiquitin ligase complex; cytoplasm. The record is from RefSeq and is a predicted model, not a curated record.
AUAGAAUGAGUCAAAUGUUCAUCGCAUUCAAAUUGAGGAAUUAUUAAACGUCUUUAAUGUGUCGGACAUCAAUAAUGAGCUGUCCCGAAUCGGGAUGGGUUUUGAAAAUGGACGAGGAUAUGGAAACGGCUAUCGAGAUGGUGUGUUGCGUAUUGAUUACAGCUGCAAAUAAGUUUAUCUAAAUCUAUGACUAAAUCAAAACGUCAAGUGACGGUGACAAAACGUAGAUAUUUGAAUAUAUCCGCGGGAAUCCGUAGACUCUGAAAUUAGACGCAGUCCUUCAACCUCGUGAACUUAGCUGUGACCGUUGCGUCAGCCGAUAGUUUUUCGUGCCGUGUUGUCUGCCAUAUUGUCAUCACACGGAUCAGCUGCGUAGAGAUAACGGAGAGGAGAAGGAAGAUAAAGAAAGUUGUUUUUUUCUGGUGUUUUGGCAGCUGAUUUCCAAACGUUCGGAGUGUUUUUUUUCUUUCCUUCCAUAAUUGAAUACAAAUAAUUUAUUCGUCAGAUUCUACAAGCUCAAAACCCUCGCGUUUAGUGUCAAGUGUAGGAAUAAGGUGUUUUUAAAUCAAUCAAAACAACACCGUGCUGGGUAACGAAGAAAGCAAGUUGAGGUAUUAGAACCCGUCGUGAAAUUUGUCUAGUUGUCAAUCGAAAUGGGAAUAGGUGAAACGGGCGUAGGAACUGGGCUAAAAUGUGUGUGGUUUAAAUCUCUGGACGGGUCUCGUGAUUCUGACGUCGAUUUUUAAUAAAACCAAUAAUUUCACAGCGACUGAAUGUAGAAGACGAAAAAUUGAGUUAAGGUUGUGCGGUUCGGUGACGUCAUGUGCUAAAAAGAAAGAUUGUCGUGAUUUACUUCGAGAACAGAUUUUCGAAUAGUCAUCGAAAAACAGACACACAUAAGCGUAGAUACUUUUUACUGGAUGUAAAGUCACCCAAUAAACAGGUGCACCACACAAAGAAAGAAUUUCUGGUAUGAAGCAGGAACAGAAGCAGCAGUACCGUUCAUUAGUUCAUUGCGUUCCCUUUGUUUUUGCGACUAAAUGCAUUCUGCUGCGAUACGAGUCAUCGUUUUUUAACGAUUCCUAGAUAUGUUUUGCGAACUGCAGAAGGGCGCUACUUUGACAACGUAAUCCAACAAAGAUUGAACGGAUUCUCUUAAGUUUUGAUAUUUUUGCGCCUUCCUACUUUCCCACGUAACUACGACACGAGUGAAUAUUUUUGCUGCUGGAGGUCUGCUGUGCCGUUUUCCGAAGUUUCAUGUGCAUUAUAUCUACUCGCUGAAGUUGUUAGGACAACAGUGUUGGAUUGGAGGUCCGUUCGUGGUUGGUUGGCUAGUUUUCUGACUUUGAAGAGAAGGAGAGAGGGAGAAUUCAGAAAGAGAAAAAGAGAUCGCGGUCGUUCGUUCUUCGAAGUUUCACUUGGUGCGUGUGGUUAGAAUUUGAUAAAUUUCAGAAGAGGAUACUUGAAUAAUAUUACAAAUAAAGAAUCAUUCAAACCAUUGACAAAUAAAUAAAUUAACAAUGGACUCUGAGGAGGAGACACCUUACGACGACGUGGACUCUGGGAAUGAAUCCAGCGGAGACGACGUUGAUUUUGCUAUGGAUAUUGAGUCCGGAAAUCCAAGGGACAGGGCAACGGACAUCGACGACUACCCAUUCGAAGUAUUAUCUACGGAAGAAAUUGUUCAACAUAUGGUCGAUUCGAUAAAGGAAGUAAACACGGUCGUUGAGAUCCCAGCUACAACUACAAGGAUUCUAUUAAAUCACUUCAAAUGGGACAAGGAGAAGCUCAUGGAACGUUUUUACGAUGGAGACCAGGAGAAACUUUUUGCCGAGGCCCGUGUUAUCAAUCCUUUUCGAAAAGGACCUUUAAUUAACCGAACAAGAUCGUCGCAGAUAUCUCUGUCACGGCGAACAUCCACAAAUGGAACUGAAGAAUGUGGAAUAUGUUUUAUGACAUUGCCAUCCUCGAUGAUGACCGGCCUAGAGUGUGGCCACAGAUUCUGUACCGGAUGCUGGGGGGAAUAUUUAACCACCAAAAUUAUGGAGGAAGGAGUUGGUCAGACAAUAGCGUGCGCCGCACAUGCCUGUGACAUCUUAGUCGAUGAUGCUAAUGUUAUGAGACUUGUAAAGGAUUCUAAGGUUAAGCUGAAAUAUCAACAUCUCAUCACAAACAGCUUUGUCGAAUGUAACAGAUUACUAAGGUGGUGUCCAUCUCCGGAUUGUAACAAUGCGAUAAAAGUUCAAUACGUUGAGCCCAGACCGGUGACAUGUAAAUGUGGUCAUACGUUUUGCUUCCACUGUGGAGAGAAUUGGCAUGACCCUGUAAAAUGCCAUUUGUUACGCAAGUGGAUUAAGAAGUGUGACGACGAUUCUGAGACUUCAAACUGGAUAGCAGCUAACACUAAAGAGUGUCCAAAGUGUAACGUCACAAUUGAGAAGGACGGAGGCUGCAAUCACAUGGUUUGCAAGAAUCAAAACUGCAAGGCUGAUUUUUGUUGGGUAUGCUUAGGUCCGUGGGAGCCUCACGGAUCAAGCUGGUACAACUGCAAUAGAUAUGAUGAAGAAGAAGCUCGAGCUGCAAGAGAUGCACAGGAAAAAUCUAGAUCCGCUCUUCAAAGAUAUCUGUUUUAUUGCAACAGAUACAUGAACCACAUGCAGUCUCUGAAAUUUGAAAGCAAAUUGUACGCAAGUGUAAAAGAAAAAAUGGAGGAAAUGCAACAACACAACAUGUCUUGGAUUGAGGUACAAUUCUUGAAAAAGGCAGUAGACAUAUUAUGUUCGUGCAGGCAAACUCUUAUGUUUACCUACGUGUUUGCAUAUUAUUUACAAAAAAAUAACCAAUCUGUGAUCUUCGAGGAUAACCAGAAGGACUUGGAAAGUGCGACAGAGUGUUUAUCCGAGUACUUGGAGCGCGAUAUAACGAGUGAGAAUUUGGCUGAUAUAAAGCAGAAGGUUCAAGAUAAAUACAGAUACUGCGACAGUCGGAGAAAGGUGCUUCUUGAACACGUGCACGAAGGAUAUGAAAAGGAGUGGUGGGAUUACACGGAAUAAGCUAUUGGGAGGGGUCUUUAUAAAGUUUUGUACACUAGGUAACACCGUGGCCCCAUCUCUAAGUUUGCGACCCAAUAAUUCCCCCACCCUGCCCCAGCUGUGAUAUACCAAGAAGCUGAUAAGAGACAGAAAAGAACUGGUCCUUGAGUGAUACACAUAUUAUAUACAUAAUUUUCAAAGAAUAUUAUAUAUGGUUGUAGGCGGUAUUUAAUGAUCGAUGUUGUAUCGUAAUGACUACUGCGACAUUUUUACUAAACAAAGAAAAAAAAGAAUUUAAAAACGAGUAACAAUAUUGCUGCCGCUACUGCUACUGCUACAACUGGAACUAAAUACCCCAAGAGACUAAAUACAAAGUAUUUUGAUCUAUGCUUAUCUUGUGAGAUAAAGGUAUAUAUAAUAAUAAUAAUAAUAAUAAUAAUAAUAAUGGUAAUAAUAAUAAAUAUGUAUAGAUGUGUGUAUAUAAUCUGUUUUCCAAAAAGUUUGGCUCGUUAUAGUAGCCAACCGUCUUUGAAGGAAUUCAGAAUUGGCGACCGUACUAAUCUGAGAAUCUGAAUUUAAUAGUAUCGACUCUAUGAGAGCUUCUUGUGGUAAACUGUUAUAUAUAUAUAAAAAAAUGAAUGAUCAAAUUAUGAACGUAUAAUAGAAAAGUUUGCAGCAUCUACGCUGUAUGAUCUGCGACUGAUCACAAAAUGGACUGCGAGUAGUUGCAAUUCAAUUACAUAAAUCAAAUCGUAUGUAUUUACGUAUAUAAAUUGUAUUCAAAUCAUCAUUACAUGUAUAAAUAUUUCACCAAUAUUUCUUACGCACAUCUCUAUUCAUCAAUCUUUCUUAAAGUACUGCUUUUUUUUAAUUGUUUAUCUAUUAGUUAUCUAUAUCGGCGAUCGCACGUCUUUGCAAUGAUGAAAUAUUUCAAUUAGGCACCUGAGUACAUUCCACCGCGACGUGAUAUUCGUCAAGCGCGACUGAUAUGUAUUUAUUCUUUUCUCUAACCGAUCGCCGCGCGGAUACAAUUUUGUUACUUCCUUAUUAUAACUGAUUUCUUUGGCAAAUGCGUAGUGAACUUUCUGAACUUUGCAUGGUUUUUCACAUUUAACAUUUAUUUCUUGGUUCUUCUAGCUAUUCUUUACUGUUAGAAUUAUUCUGUGUGUUUUCUUAUCUAUCUGUUCAUCUAUUUUCAAGCAACAGACCGGGCUACCAAGAGUUUGGUUUUUGUACGGAAAGUAAUUCAAAACUAAAACAUCGUUCAAUAUCACACGACACCUUAUUAGGAUUAAACUACUACUACGCAGCCAGACAAUAUUAAGGUCAAACAUUUUGAACAAUGUUAUUGUUAUUAUUAACAUUAUUUUUAAUUAUUAGUAAUUAAUCGAUCGAUCAUUCUCAUGAAAAGAAAAUUUGAAAAUAAAGAGAUAAAAAAUGAAUACGAUGAAUUGUUGGAACUAAAUUAACGACAAAGUAAUAAAAAAAAAUGUACAUACAUUGCAUACACUCACAUACUAGUAUAAAUGAUCGUACAUACAUAUACCUAUAGUACAUCAAUACUAUAGUGGUAAUGAAUUAUAGCGGAAUGAAAAUAAAGUAAACUAUAGGAUCUUUUGAAGAUUUAUUGAAUGAUAUAAAGUUAAUGAGAUGUGAAGAAAGAAUAGAAUGAAAAUUAUAAAAAAAAUAUUGUUGAUUCUUGUGAAAAGAACGUAUGUGAUCAAGAUAAUGUUUAGAAAAAGAGAAAACGAAAUAACUUGAUGCGUUUUAUGUACAGUUUUUGAAAUUUGAUUAGUGAUAAAAGAAUUGUUGUAUUAAUAACUUUUUUCGUUCUUUAUGUUAUAUAUGCAAUGUUAUUUAUCAUACUACAGGUUUGCACCCAGUCUGUUCGGAUACCUCUGAUUUUCAAAAUGAGUUUCAGCAACUUAUGAUGUCAGAGAUCUUACUUCGUAUUCUCAGUUUUCACUUUAUUCCGACUGAGUUUAUUGAACAUGCAUAAUAUUCUUUAUGUUGUGUAUUACUUGUGCUGGUUUUCUUUAGAGCUCAAUGAUAAUUAUUACGUAUGAAAAUCUUUCAUGUUCACAUUUAGUAUUUUUUAACAGCCCACGCUGAACAUAAACUAAAAAUAAUAUAAAUUUCAUUCUCUUGUAGAAAUUGUCAUGGAUCAUAAAUGUACAUUGUCCGCCAAACGUUUGGAUACAUUCACCAAUAUGCAUGCAAUCUUUAUUCAACAAGGCUUUCCUUCUUUUCAAUAAGCAUCUUCAUUACUUACCUUUCUGUGUAAGAGUUAGGUCAGUGUGAAACAAGAAAAAUUUUUAGAAAUAUCAAAAACUAGGUAUGAAGCAACUAUUGACUUUCAUAAUAAAGGUUUAGUUUUGAUGACAUCUAAUAUUUUUAUAAUUUAUCCAAAUUCUUGGCCAACAAUGUAUGUUACAGCUCAAUUAGGGGAUCUUCCAGUUUCUUCAGUGUUGUCAGAGUCAAUUCGCCUUAGAAAUCAAAUUUAAAUAUCCACCAUAUUUGUGCUUGGAGUCAUUCUUCACUUACAUUGCAGCUCUCUGUUUUAAUAUUGAUAUAUGUAUAUACAUAUAUUAUUAUUGUGGUGAUAUAUAGGAUGUAUAUGCGAUAUAUAUUUCAAAUCUCGUUGUACCGAUAUAAUUGUCAUUCAAAAAGAAACAGCAGCUUUCAACCUCACCCCUCGCCUCACACCUUAAUUGGCAAUAUGGAGUUGCAAACAUACGACGAAUAAAAUAAAUAAAAUAAUUCAGUUUGAAACAAAGUUUCAGUUAUUAGUUUGCAAUAUUUCAAAUAACCAUAGUUCCAGUACGUCGCAUGAAAUUUUACUGGUACAUUAUGUAAUAAUAAUGGAUCCAAUAUCGAGUAAUUAUUCUAAAAAAGGAAUGACCUAUGGAUUGUUUCAUAUGAUUACCUGAUCGCUCAGUUUGCUCUUCAGAAAUUGAUGAUCGAUGUUAUUAUCCAAAAAUAAAUUGCAAGUCCACAGCGUUCUUUGGUUCGAACGGUAGCCUUCAUUUUGAAUUAUAGGUGUGGCAAACUAUGGGGAUAACUUGUGCCCAGUUGACACACAUAAUGACACAACCGCAUUGUUUCCACCGUUUUCCAAUAGGAGAAAUGCUUGUAAGAUAUUAUUAAAUUAUACCUGCCUAUAGUUUUGUUAGGUAAUAUGAUCAGCUUAUCUCAUAAUAUAGAUAAUAAUAAAAGUUGAGUAAAAGUU